GUAGGCUGGGCCAACUUGUGACCUUCCCUCCUAUCCCAGUUCUCCCACUCUGCCCCACUCCCCCUCACUAGCCUAUGGUUCUCAUUCCCUGCCACACACCCCAUCACCUCACAUCCCACAAACAAGAAGAGGUGAGCUCCUUGAGAGCAAAAGGAUGCUUCUCCAUCUGAGAUACUUGCAGACGAGAGCUCUCUGGGACCUACGCAGUGACUCCUAGCUCUAAGCUCCCCACCGAGGUAGGAGUUUCUUGGGACCCAGGCUCUGUGUCAAGUUCAACACUGAAGCACAGCUUCCUGCAACAAGAAGUGUCUACAGAAUAUGAACUCCCACCGAAGUGGAGUUCCCUGGACACUGACAGUGUCUCCAUUGACCUGAGCACUCCUUUGGGAUAAGAACUUCCUUGGAACGGGCAAUGAUUUUGUGAACUCUGAGCUCCCCACAGAGGUGGGAGCUCCCUGGAAACAAACUGUAUCACUGCAGUCUUAGAGCUUGACACUGACUUACAGUUCCCUGGAACACUGGCAGACUAUGGGCUGCCAACAGAAGUGGAAACUCCCUGGGAAACAGCAAUGUCUCUAGGGACUCAGGUCUCCCCACAGAGUUAGGAGAUCCUGCAACAUGGACAGUGUCUCAGCUUUACAAUGUCACCAACUCUCAGCUCUACAAUGAUGCAGGAGCUCUCUGGGACACAGGCAGAGCCUCUAAAGACUCGGAUCUUCCUCUGAAAUGGAGCUCUCUUGGACACAAGUACUGCCUCCAUAAAAUCUGGGCUCCCUUCCGAGGUAAGAGCUCCUUGAAACAUGGGCAGUAUCUUGUGGACUCUGAAUUCUCCAUGAGAUAGGAGCUCACUUGUGACAGACUCAGAGCUCCCAUGAAGUGGUGCUAACUAGGUCACAGGCAGUACCUACUCUCUCUGUGCUCCCCAUGGAGGGAGCUCUAUGGGAGGAGGGCACUGUCACCAAGACUCUGAACUCCCUUACAAGGUGGGAGCUCCCUGGAGCUCUAUGAAAAACUAUGAAAAACUAUGGAGCUCCAGCUCCAGCUCCCUGGAGCACAGUAGUGUUCUUAGGGACUCUUAGUUCUCUGCUGAGGUGGGAGUUCACUGGGACACAGACAGUGUCUCCAUAGACUGUGAGCUCCACACAAGUACAAGUCUCUGGAACUUGGGCAAUGUGUUCCAGUACUCUGUGCUCCCCACAAGAUGGGAACUCACUGGAUUGUGGGCAGGGUCUCCAUGAACUAUGAAUUCCCCACUGAGGUGGGAGCUCCCUGGGACACAGGAAGUUUUCUGACAGAUUUUGAGCUCCAUUUCACUCUGGGAUACCCGUAGUGUUUCUAUGGACUCUGAGCUCCCUGCUAUGGUAAGAGCUUCCCAGCACUCCGGCAUUGUCUCCAGUAACCCUGGGCUAUCCACUGAGGUGGAAGCUCACUGAGACAUGGGCAGUGGCUUGAUAGACUCUAAACUGUCCUUAAGGUAAGAGCUCCCUGAGACAUGAGCAGUGUCUCCAUAGACUGUGGACUGUCCAUAACAUGGGAGCUCCCUGGGAAUCAGGCAGGGUCUCCACAAACUGAACUCCACACUGAGAUGGGAAAUUCCUGGGACACAGAAUGUUUUCACAGACUCGGAGCCUCCCUGCUGAGGUAGGAGGCUCCCUGGGACAUGGAUGGUGUUCCACUGACUCUGAGCUCCCCUCAGAGUUGCUGAGGGGCAGUGAGGACAAGGAGCUGCAUGAACUGCACUUGGAAAGAAACCCUGCCUUGUACAAUUUCACACGCCAGGGAGCUGGACUCAGCACGGGUAUACACAGCGCCUCGGACAGUGACGAGAGGAACCACCGGGCAGUAACCGAAGCCAUGAGGGUCAUCGGCUUCAGUUCUGAAGAAAUAGGGUCUGUGUAUCGCAUCCUGGCUGCCAUAUUGCACCUGGGAAACAUUGAGUUUGUGGAGAUAGAGGAAAGUGGGAUGCAGAAGGGUGGCCUGGUGGUGGCUCAGGCGGCGCUGGUGGACCAUGUGGCUGAGCUGACAGCCACACCUCGGGACCUUGUGCUCCGCACCCUGCUGGCUCGCACUGUGGCCUCUGGAGGCAGGGAGGUCAUAGAGAAGGGCCACACUGCAGCUGAGGCCAGCUAUGCCCGGGACGCCUGUGCUAAGGCUGUGUACCAGCGGCUGUUUGAAUGGGUAGUGGACAAGAUCAACAGCAUCAUGGAAGCCCGAGACCGGGACCCUCGGCGUGAUGGCAAGGACACAGUCAUCGGCGUGCUGGACAUCUACGGCUUUGAGGUGUUCCCUGUUAACAGCUUCGAGCAGUUCUGCAUCAACUACUGCAACGAGAAGCUGCAGCAGCUCUUCAUCCAGCUCAUCCUGAAGCAGGAGCAGGAAGAGUACGAGCGUGAGGGCAUCACCUGGCAGAGUGUGGAGUACUUCAAUAAUGCCACCAUCGUGGACCUUGUGGAGCGGCCCCACCGGGGCAUCCUGGCUGUGCUGGACGAGGCCUGCAGUGCUGCGGGCACCAUUACCGACCGCAUCUUCCUGCAGUCCCUGGACACACACCACCGCCACCACCCACACUACACCAGCCGCCAGCUCUGCCCCACAGACAAGACCAUGGAGUUUGGCCGAGACUUUCGGAUCAAGCACUAUGCAGGAGAUGUCACGUACUCCGUGGAGGGCUUCAUUGACAAGAACAGAGACUUCCUCUUCCAGGACUUCAAGAGGUUGCUGUACAACAGCAUGGACCCCACCCUGCGGGCAAUGUGGCCAGAGGGGCAGCAGAACAUCACAGAGGUGACCAAGCGCCCCCUGACAGCUGGAACACUCUUCAAGAACUCCAUGGUGGCUCUGGUGGAAAACCUGGCCUCUAAGGAACCCUUCUACGUCCGCUGUAUUAAGCCCAAUGAGGACAAGGUGGCAGGGAGGCUGGACGAGGACCACUGUCGCCAUCAGGUCGCAUAUCUGGGCCUGUUGGAGAAUGUGAGGGUUCGCAGGGCUGGCUUUGCUUCCCGCCAGCCCUAUUCUCGGUUCCUGCUCAGGUACAAGAUGACCUGUGAGUACACAUGGCCCAACCACCUGCUGGGCUCUGACAAGGCAGCUGUGAGUGCUCUCCUGGAGCAGCACGGGCUGCAGGGGGAUGUGGCCUUUGGCCAUAGCAAACUGUUCAUCCGUUCACCCCGGACACUGGUCACACUGGAGCAGAGCAGAGCCCGUCUCAUCCCCAUCAUUGUGCUGCUGUUGCAGAAGGCUUGGCGGGGCACCUUGGCAAGGUGGCGCUGCAGGCGGCUAAGAGCUGUAUAUACCAUCAUGCGCUGGUUCCGGAGGCACAAGGUGCGUGCUCACCUGGCUGAGCUGCAGCGGAGAUUCCAUGCUGCACGGCAGCCCCCACUCUAUGGCCGUGACCUUGUGUGGCCACCACCACCUACUGUGCUACAGCCUUUCCAGGACACCUGCCAAGCGCUCUUCUGCAGGUGGCGGGCCCGGCAGCUGGUGAAGAAUAUUCCUCCUUCAGACAUGGCCCAGAUUAAGGCCAAGGUGGCUGCCAUGGGGGCCCUACAGGGGCUGCGACAGGACUGGGGCUGUCGACGGGCCUGGAACCGAGACUACUUGUCUUCUGCUGCAGACAAUCCUACAGCAUCGAGUCUGUUUGCUCAGCAACUAAAGAAGCUUCGGGAGAAGGAUGGCUUUGGGACUGUGCUCUUUUCUAGCCACGUCCGCAAGGUGAACCGCUUCCACAAGCGCCGGGACCGGGCCCUCCUGCUCACCGAUCGGCACCUCUAUAAGCUGGAGCCCAGCCGGCAGUACCGGGUGAUGCGGGCCGUGCCCCUCGACAGGGGUCUGGAGCACCCCAAAAUUCAGCCCACAGCAGUACCCGUGCAGAAAACCCUGCAGUGGCUUCCCAUUGCCCACAGGGUAAAGGCUCUGGCCCUUCAGGCCCUGCUGCACAGCUAUCUUGCACCACCACACUCUCACAUCCCAGCCAAGGUAAACAGCCUCUCUCCCCACCUGUGUCCAUCUUGGGAGGGUCUCCCACGUAUUCAGUGCCUCCUGCAGGAUCUCAUCCAGCCUCUCUUCUGCCUGCUGCUGGCUCUUAGGCCCAUGUGUUCCCUUGCAUGGCAGUGCUGUGUUCCCAUAAAUUCCCUUUCCUUCAGGACAGGGAGCAGCCUGGGGCAGGGAUCCAGGCUGGAUCCCCUCUGGGUCUCUCACGGUGUCAGGGAUCCUGCGACUGCCAGAGUAGAAGGGGCUGUUAGUGUCUGAUACAGCAGCUGAGAGCCAGUGUAGCUGUUUACAUGUGAUUAAAGUGUAAUAAUACUAAAAACUCAGGCCAGGGACAUUGGCUUACAUCGGUAAUCCUAGCAAUUUGGGAGGCCAAGGCAGGAGUUUCCCUUGAGGCCAGGAGUUCUAAACCAGCCUGGGCAAUAGCAAGACCCCAUCUCUACAAAACAUAAAUAAAUUAAAAAAUUAGCCAGGUGUAGUGGCCCACGCCUAUAGUUACAACUACUAGGGAGGCUGAGGCUUAAGCCCAGGAGUUAAAGGUUUCAGUGAGCUAUGAUGACAGCACUGCAUUUUAGCCUGCGCACCAGAGCAAGACCCUGUCUCAGCACAAAAAAAAUCACCUAAAAACUCAGUCACAGGUGUUCAGUGGCUACCCUGUUGCACAGCAAGAAUCUAGAAUCAUUCAUCAUGGCAGAAAGUCCUAUUGUAUGGCUCCCUGCUCAACCUUCCCCUUUGUCAGCAGGGUCCAGAAAGAGAAGGGAGGGGGCGGAAGGACCCUGGGCUGUGCCCUUGGAGGGGCUCCAGGGAGGGGCUCCCCGGUAGGGUUGGGGAGAUAGGAUCCCAGGGAAGGGGGCAAGUCUAGCGCCCCUUGACCCCAGCUCUC
This is a messenger RNA of Nycticebus coucang (slow loris), 4870 nucleotides long. It is a transcript of the gene MYO1G, whose product is annotated as myosin IG. The coding region runs from base 1609 to 4248 and encodes 879 amino acids. The record is from RefSeq and is a predicted model, not a curated record. Gene Ontology annotation, cellular component: plasma membrane; vesicle; microvillus. Gene Ontology annotation, biological process: actin filament organization; vesicle transport along actin filament. Gene Ontology annotation, molecular function: microfilament motor activity; ATP binding; actin filament binding. NCBI's taxonomy places the organism in Eukaryota, Metazoa, Chordata, Mammalia, Primates, Lorisidae. The transcript is spliced from 17 exons.